AUGGGACAGGCUCGCAGAGAUGCAUAUCAGCGGCGUAAUCCGAUCGCUCAUAUGAAGCAAUCUACACUGGAUUACGAACUGUUUCCAUUUCAUGCCGAGGUCGUCGUUAUUGGAGGUGGUUUAACAGGAUCAUCAGUUGCCUAUUGGCUAAAGGAGCGCUUUCGAGAUGAAGAUUUUAAAGUGGUCGUUGUGGAAAAUAACGACAAGUUCAACCAGUGCUCAACAAUGCUCUCAGUUGGCGCAAUAUCUCAACAAUUUUCGAUUCCUGAGCACAUUGAGAUGUCUUUAUUCACCGCCGAGUUUCUUCGUCAUGCGGGAGAACACCUUCGUAUUUUAGACAAUGCUACUCCAGAUAUAAAUCUUCUUCCUAAUGGAUUUCUUUACCUUGCUCGGACUGACUCUGAAAUAGAGGAAAUGAGGAAGAACUGGAGAACUCAGCUUGAUAAAGGCGCUUGUGUUGCCCUCUUAAGUAAAGACGAGCUGAAAGCUCGCUUCCCCUUCAUGGAUUUCGAAGAUGUUCUUUUUGGGAGCCUAGGGCUUGAGAAUGAGGGAACAUUUGAUACAUGGCAGCUACUAUCAGCUAUUCGUGAGAAGAAUGUUACGCUGGGAGUACAGUAUGUCAAGGGCGAAGUUGAAAACUUUCAAUUUGAACGAAAUCGAAAUAGAGCUGAUCCUCAUGCAAUGGAGGAUCACGAGAUAGCCGAUCAGGAAAAACUGCGAUCACAGCGGAUUACUGGAGUAUUAGUUCGACCGCAGAUGUCUGGCACAUCAUCACGACCUAUUCGAGCCCAUGCUAUUGUAAAUGCUGCUGACCCAUGGGCGGGGAAAAUCGCUGAAUUGGCCGGAAUUGGCAAGGGUGAUGGGUUGCUCGCUGUUCCAGUUCCAGUGCGUCCCAGAAAACGCACGAACUUCGUUAUCCAUGCUCCAGAUGUUCCCGUUGACAUGCCAUUGCUUGUCGAUCCAUCCGGUAUUCAUUGUCGACAAGUUGAUGUUGGACAUACGUUUGUUGUAAGCCGAACUCUGAUGCAAGGGGAGGAGAAUGUAAACGAAGACGAAUCUCUUGAAGUAGAUUAUGACGAAUUUUAUGAGAAAAUCUGGCCAGUUCUUGUGCGACGAGUGCCUCUAUUCCAAACUGCAAAGGCGAGUAUAAAAUCGGCUUGGUGUGGGUUCCAGGAUGUUAACACUUUCGACAGUGGUCCAGUAAUAGGUGAACAUCCGUUGUAUCAAAAUCUUUACAUGUUAUGUGGAUUUGGAGACCGAAGUGCGAUGCAUUCCCUCGCGGCAGGUCGAGCUUUCGCUGAACGAUUAUUUGAAGGAGCUUAUGUGAAUAUAAAUCUUCGAAAAUUCGAUAUGAGACGGAUUGUCAAGAUGGACAGACUCCGAGAUCCUUUCGUUAAUUAA
Messenger RNA from Angiostrongylus costaricensis, 1401 nucleotides. The record is from the annotation of a GenBank genome assembly. Lineage: Eukaryota; Metazoa; Nematoda; Chromadorea; Rhabditida; Metastrongylidae.